AUGAGCAUCAUGAACAGCUUCGUCAACGAUAUUUUCGAACGUAUCGCUGCGGAAGCAUCCAUAUUGGCACAUUACAACAAACGUGCCACGAUAACUAGCAGAGAAAUUCAGACAGCCGUACGCCUAUUGCUACCGGGAGAAUUGGCCAAGCACGCCGUCAGCGAAGGUACCAAAGCCGUAACUAAGUACACCAGUUCAAAAUAA
Molecule: messenger RNA, 204 nt
Organism: Acanthoscelides obtectus
Lineage: Eukaryota; Metazoa; Arthropoda; Insecta; Coleoptera; Chrysomelidae
Source: the annotation of a GenBank genome assembly